UUACGAUCGACCUACCUGUGUGCACCGUGUUGUCUGACUUAUAUCUUGUAAGUGAACCUAGGUCUACUACCUUCCUGCACCAUGGGGGAAGAAAUCAAGAUAAACCUUGGCUCCAGGGUCUUUGUGGCCAACCUUCCCACAGAACAGAUGGACAAAGAGGAGCUCAUAAAGCGAUUUGAAAAAUAUGGACGCAUUUCCAAUACAUUCAUGAAGAAAGGCUUUGCCUUUAUCCAGUUCGGCUCACCACAAGAAGCACAGGAUGCUAUCCGUACUGAAUCGGGACAGAUACUCUACGGCAAGAAGAUAGAAUGCAGCCUUGCUAAGCGGAAGCCAGGGGAAGACAAGCCCGGAGGAGAAAGAGGAGGAGGAGGGCCCGCAGGAAAUAACGUCUCAAACUCCACAGCUGCAAUACUGGCCAGGGAGAAAGGUGACCAAGAUAGGUACCCCUCUUCUGGCGGACCUCAGGGUGGUUAUGAUGAUUUCUACCGCGAUAAAUACAGGGACGGUCCCCAAGGCAGGGAUAGUAUGCUGGGCAGGGACGGUCCCCACGGCAGGGACGGUCCCAAUGGUAGGGACGGUCCUCAUGGUAGGGACGGUAUGCCAGGCAGGGACAGUAUGCUAGGCAGGGACGGUCCCAAUGGCAGGGACGGUCCUCACGGCAGGGACGGUAUGCCAGGCCGGGACUUUCCCCCACGAAUGAGAGAGCGUUCUCCAAUCAGGGACAGAGAGCGAGACCGCUACGAUGACAGGUACAGAGACAGCUACUUCAGGGACGACCCAGCACGGCGUGAUCUUGACCGUUACCCAGACGACAGAAGAGAUCCCUACGACCGCGCCCUUCCUCCUCUCCCACCACGUGAUCGCGACCGGGAUCGUGAUGUUCGUGAUCGGGACCUACGUGACCCUUUACGCGAUCCCCUGCGUGAGCCUAUGCGUGACCACCUGCGUGACCCUCUACGUGACUCUCUGCGCGAUCGUGACCCCCUUCGUGAUAAUCUUCGUGAACCACGGGAUCGAGAUCUGAGGGAUGAUCCUUACUACCGUGACGACCCGUAUCGGCGUGACGACCCUUAUCACCGAGAUCCAGAGAGGGAGCGUGAGAGAGACAGGGACAGGCCCUCCUUGGACAAGGACAGAGACAGAGACGGUGUUGCUUUCAGGCGUGACCCCCACCGUGACCCCACCCGUGACCCCUACUCCAGGGAGAGGGGCGAUGCACCUGUGGAUCGAAGACCACCUGCCGCUGCUGCUGCUGCUGCUGCUGCUUCAGCUACCACGCCAGAGUAUCUGCCGCCGGUGUUGGGCAAGCCAGUGGAUUGCGAGAUUCUUGUUCUGAACAAGCAACAAAGAGGGUAUGCUGAAAUGGUUGAGCGACGCCUGAAGACGCUGGGCAUCUCGACUGACAUGAUGUUUGUUAACCCUGAGGCUUCCAUCACUGCUGUCUUGGACGGAGCUACCCGCAAUGGUGCCCUCUAUGCUGUCAUGGUGUCCAGCCAGCACGAAGUUCAUCGCUCUUUAACUCUCAAUAUCCUCCAUGGCACACCACAAGAACACAGGAACAUGCCCCUUGAAGAUGCCAUGAACCUUGUUACCCGCAACUACGAUCGCUACAUCCUGGAGCUGCGAGAAAAGCGUGGCCUGGUGGCCUCUGGCGAAACCACAGCCAAAGUGGGCGCUGAUGGCCAGUCGGCAGCAACAGAGCUGACCCUUACACAGUUGUUCAGCUUGCUGGCCGAUGGUCGUCAGCUGACCCUGGCUGAGGUUGACCGGGUCAUCACGUUCCUGGAGGAGAUGCGUAACCGUAUGGCUGAAGAUCAGGGACUUUCCCUCAGAAAGAAAGAAUAUCCAGCUGCUUCUGCUGCUAAACCAGCAGAUAGCACUCCAAAACAAGAGGACUUGCAAGCCAAAAUCUUGAGUUUAAUUGGGUCCAAUGUGUCUCCUGCAUCUGUAGCAGCUGCUGUUUCCAAGGUGACCUCUGUGUCAUCAUCUCCUGUGAUCCCAUCGCAGUCCCCCAGGCAAGUCCCAAUGUCCACCCCAACCCAACAAAACAUGGGCCUGCUUGCCACCCCAAACUCCCAGUCCAACCUUCCUCAGUCACUGAUGAAUCGAGGCAGGCCUACUCAGAGCGCCCUUCCAGUCGCCCAACCUCCUGCCAGGACUGUUGCAGCAGCUGCUAAGCCACUCAAUCUGGACAACCCGACUGUCAAGAAGGCUCUGGACAACCUCAUCCAGACCGGACCUAACCUCUUGCGUGGAAUCAGUGCACCCCAGCCCGCUGCACUGGUUGUCCAGCCCCCUGCUACGGCCAUGUCUGGGGCAAGAGGUGCCCAUCAAGCAGCCCAGGUGAACCCCAACAUGAUGACCGAGGAGCAGAUUGCCCGGGCACAGGCCGAAGCCAUUCACAAAAUGCACCAACUCACUGCACCAGCGCCUCAGCACAUGCAGCAGAAUAUCCAGAUGGCCGGUGCGGCUAGCCUCAUGGCUGCUGGUAUCAACCCAAACAACCUUGGUCCUGGCGGAAUGACUGCUCAGCAGCUUCAGGCCCUCCAGGCCCAUAGUAUGGCCUACAGCAUGAGGGGACAGCCCCCUCCACCUCCUGUUGGCCCACCCCCUGGACGUCACAUGUAUUAAGCUGUCCAUGUCCCUAAACGACACAUGUAUGAAAAUGGCGUUAUAGGGGCUUGCAGUCGCUAUCAUAGCAAGCUUCUACAAUUAUCUACCAAUCUUGUAAAGUAAUUUUCGUUAGAUAUGUUGUAUAUACUCUUUUUUACUAUUGUAUGUCCGAAAUAAGGGGACCUGAGCUUUGUUUAGUUAAUGUCAGUUCCUACGGCAGUUACAAAGCAUUCAAUCACUUAAUGGAUAUUGAUAGUGCUUAUUCUGGAAGAGCAUCAUUUAUAUCAAUAUUGAUUUGAUAAACAAAUCAUUAUGUUGAACAUUACAUUUUUGUUUUGGUAUGCUCAAAUGAGGUCAUGCUUCAUCAUGUAUUAGUGACUUGUUUUCCAUCAAUGUUUUCAAAUGUAAAAAGACAGCCAUCAGUUGGUUGUCCAUUAUAUCCAUGUUCAACCCUUAUUUCCUCUAGGGUUUGUGCUUCUGUAAAUAGAGCCAUUUUAUAUGAAAACUUAGCUUUUCCUCAAUUAAGAAAGCCACGAGUAAUGCCCAGUGUCAUGCUAUUCUGCACAAAGUCUCAAUUCAUAAUCAGCUCACAAUGAGAGGAACGUUUCAUCACUUUGCAAGAUAAUGGUGAAUAAAUACUCCACAAGUUUUGAGAAACCUCACUUAAAAGAGAUUCCUGCUAAACCGACAGGCUACAAAAGUUGUGUACAAUAUAUGAUUAUGACAUGAUUGACAUCAUUUAUUAUGUUACUGUGAUUUAGUGCAUUAUGUACUAUUAGCUGAAACCCAUAUAUUUCCAUUAUGAUAUUGUGUGGAAAUUCUAUAGAGAGCUGGCACAUCAAUUGUAAACAAAUUACGAGAUCAAUGUUAAAAUGUUAAAAUUUGCAUAGAUGUGCUAUUUUUGCCCCAGUUGUCAAGUAGGGCCCAGAUUUAACUGUACUCUUAGAGGAGCUAUUGAAAAUUGAUUAUGUGUACAUGUAUUUAAUGUUUCCUCUGAAUUCGCUUUUUAUAAUGGAAAAUGAUUACACUUAAACUUCUUUGUGCUUUCUAUAAGAGUAUUGUGAUGUUAAGAUAUCAAGGUAAUUUUGACCCCCCCCCCUAAAAAAAAAGACCCAAGAGAAUAUUGGUGUUCAAAUUCACCUUUAAAAUGAUAAACAUUUCAAGAAAUGCAAUUUUCGAGAAUUCACUAGACUAAUCACCAACUCUUUUAGUAACGAUUAACGAUUUAUUGUGUGUAUUGUCAAAAUCACUUCCCUGUUGAUGUUAUGUGGCGUUAAUAAAGUUCCUUCUUAAACUA
Molecule: messenger RNA, 3910 nt
Organism: Strongylocentrotus purpuratus (purple sea urchin)
Lineage: Eukaryota; Metazoa; Echinodermata; Echinoidea; Camarodonta; Strongylocentrotidae
Gene: ncoa5
Product: nuclear receptor coactivator 5
Exons: 10
Coding region: 82-2631 (849 amino acids)
Molecular function (GO): RNA binding
Source: RefSeq, a predicted model, not a curated record